Molecule: messenger RNA, 1941 nt
Organism: Hipposideros armiger (great roundleaf bat)
Lineage: Eukaryota; Metazoa; Chordata; Mammalia; Chiroptera; Hipposideridae
Gene: FBXO15
Product: F-box protein 15
Exons: 8
Coding region: 940-1839 (299 amino acids)
Cellular component (GO): SCF ubiquitin ligase complex
Molecular function (GO): protein binding
Source: RefSeq, a predicted model, not a curated record
CAGGCUGCGGAGGCCAGGGUUCCCCCUCCUGCCGGGGAGUCACCGUCUGCCUGCCCUCUCUGGGCCAUCAGUACUGGCAUCUUCUCUGCACUAAACAGAGUGUGGAGACAUAAAUUAGCAAAUAAUUACAUUUAUUGAUGUAAAUGUCACCUUUCACAUGAGGACACCGGUUUUAUCCUGUGCUUCAGUUUCCCCCAAGAGAAGUUUACAGUGGCUGGGAGAGAGGCACUCUGGCUCAGCUUUGGCCCCUGCAGACUGCGCUGCUGUGUGACUUCUGUGGCUUGUCACCAUGGAGUUGGAGGACCCGAGCCUGGGGAUCGCAGCAGAGUGGAUCCCAGUGUUGUGGCCGACUGGCUGUCAGCAGCAGGAGAACUUGCUGAGGCCCUUUGCGUCCAUUUCUGUAUGUUAUUGCAGAGGCGGUGAAGCCAUGGCCUGAGGUGUGGGCUCUGGUCCAGGUGACAUGGGUUCAGUCCUGGUCCACUUGCUCCUGACCACAAACCUGGGCGCGGCCUCUGUGCCUGUGGGCCUCAGUUCUAUUGUCUUUCCAGUGGGGACAGUAGUCAUCGCUGUGUCACGGAUUUGCUGUGAAGGUGACAUGAACUGCUGUGUACCCAGCGCGGGCUGAGCGCCUAACACAGUUUUAUUUGGAUCAGAAUCUACUCAACUGCCUUUUCGCCUAAAAGAUCUAAUUGGAAAGUUAAUUCAGUAGCGAAGACAGCUGUGUCUGUGAACUUACUGUCAGUUGAGCACAAAGAAGCUGGAUACUGGAAGAAAGAAUAUAUCACAAAACAAAUAGCCUCUGUAAAAGCAGCACUAGCUCAGGUUCUCAAACCUGUCAACCCUUACACAGGCCUUCCGGUGAGAACCAAAGAGGCCCUCAGAAUAUCGGGUCUAGGUUGGGUAAUUAUAUUGAAAGGAAAGAGUGGAAGAGACUAUGUCAUGGAGCACGUUGAGCUUUCCGUAAAUCAUUCGUCCGUGACGAUUGUGUGGUAUGGCGGAAACUGGCCACGUCUAGCCACUCUGUCAACCUUAUAUCUGUGUGGCAUGACACCAGUUUUUAUGGACCGGUCCAAAACCCCCACCAAAAAUGGACCUAGAUGGCACUCUCUAAUCGCCAAGUACAGCCUGAGUCCUUUCCCCGAAUCCACCAUGAUUGGCUGUGACAGACUCAUUCGGAUCUUCCAUCUAAACCCAGGCCUCCUGGUGGGGCUGUGGCAGAGGGAGGAGGAGCUGGCCUUUGUUGCGGCGAAUCUGCACCUCCAUCAUCUUGUGGAGAGGAGCUCGCUAGGCUCGGCCGCUCUCCCCUACGAGCUGCCUCCUCAUACACCCCGUUUGGAUGACACCCCAGAGUAUGGACUGCAUGGCUACCAACUCCAUGUUGACAUGCACAGCGGUGGAAUUUUCUGCCUGUGUAGUACAUUUCGCAAUCUCUUUACCAAGAAAGGAUGUAUUGAAAAUGGAUAUGCGAAGCUCGUUGUGAUCCAUUCUAAAAAUAACACAGACCACCUGCCUCUUGUUGGAAAAGUUGGCCUCUCCUGGAGAACUGAUAUUUUUGAUGGCUGUAUAAAGAGUUGUUCUGUAAUGGACAUGACUCUGUUGGAUGAAUAUGGGGAACCCUUUUGGUGUUUCAGUUCCCCGGUUUGCAUGCGGUCAUCUCCCAGGCCCUCGGACGGCCCUCAUUUCUUGGGACAGACAUACCAUGUUGACUACAUGGACUCGGCAGGAAAAGCGCACAUGGAGCUGGUGUGGAUUGAAGAGACGGAAGAACACUUUAUUGUCAGCCUGGCCCUUUACCUCAGUGUGGCAAAAAUCAACCAUUGGUUCGGGACACACUACUAAAUAUUAGCAUAGGUGGCAGAUUACAUUGCUGUUUAUUUGUUUAUUUUGGAUUCACCAGUUUUGUUGUUGGUGCUGGAAGUUAAAAUAAAGCAGUAGUCCAUU